CACAACGCUUUGGUCUCAAUUAGAUUUCGAAUUUCAUCUGCUCUUUUCCUCAAAUUUGUUUUGAAUAUGAUGAAUACUCGAAUAGAAGGUGAGAUACAAGGGCAAAAGCUGCAGCCAUCGGAAGGAAUAACAAACACAGUCACUGUCGUAUUUAAAUUCAUUACUGAAGAGACCCACGAAGAUCAGGCUACCGGAGUCAAAACCCUAGUCCAAUCCGACCCGCACUAUUUCAUCAGAGACUUUAGCAUCGAAAGCACUUGUCACAGUCACAUCUGUGAUCGUUUCCUCAUCAAUAAUAAUAAUAAUCGUUCGCUAUGCGAAGUAUUAUCCCCGCUCAUCGCUUCCACUGCAACCAACUUAGGUUUUGGCGUUAACGGCUUCGUUAUAAGACUGGUCUUGACUAUAACGACAAGUGUACACGUUGUGUCAUCGGCCUCUGUGCUUCGGAGGCUGGUUUGUGAAGGAAUAAUCGAUGGAGAAGAAGUGAAGAGAUUGAAGAUGGAAACAGAACCGUGUUCCAUCUGUCUGGAGAAUCUAUCCGGUUCCAAUACCCGUGGUUUUCCCACACGCAUGUCAUGUUCCCAUGUCUUCCAUGAUCGCUGUCUCUUGGAGUGGUUCCGCCGUAAAAAUACUUGCCCCAUGUGCCGGAGAGUUGUGUCUGAAUGUUUGAUGGAUGCAUGGUUAUAAACUUGUAAUUGGUUAUCGUCUUUGUUUUUUUCGGAAUUAGGGUUUCAUCUUUUGUUUUCACGUACAAUUUGAUUGAGAUUGUGUCACAUUCUUUGUGCUUGAAUUUAUUUUCUUUUUGGAAAUUGAUAUGUAACUUUGUGUUUAGGGUUUCGAAUCAAUUCAAGUAUAUGUU
Arabidopsis arenosa is the source of this 859-nucleotide messenger RNA. Lineage: Eukaryota; Viridiplantae; Streptophyta; Magnoliopsida; Brassicales; Brassicaceae. The record is from the annotation of a GenBank genome assembly.